This is a messenger RNA of Varanus komodoensis (Komodo dragon), 3040 nucleotides long. RefSeq lists its product as uncharacterized. The record is from RefSeq and is a predicted model, not a curated record. The transcript has 3 exons. The coding region runs from base 1 to 735 and encodes 244 amino acids. Lineage: Eukaryota; Metazoa; Chordata; Lepidosauria; Squamata; Varanidae.
AUGGGGGGUGGGGGGCCGAACCCGGAGGGGCCUCCGGUCAGCCCCCUCCCCGUGGCCAGACCGGCCCCGCCUUUCCCCGGUCAGCCUCGUCGCCACUCCCUUUCCGUGGCUCCGGAGAGAGCCCCCUCGUCCCUCGCGGGGUUGUGCUUUGGGCUUUUUGUGCUGGGUCCUUCCUUUUUCUUGUUCAACUCCGGAAGAACCGAGAAAAGGGAACGGAAGGAAAGGCAGCUCGCUCAGGCGAGGAAAGGGGCAGGCGGACAGGCAGGCAGGAAUACCCGCUUGGCCGCCUCGGGAAGUGGCACCCUUCGGAGCCCAAGCUUUGACAGGGAGUGCGCGCGCCUGUGUGCACACAGAGUGCGCAGAGCAGACCAGAAAGAAGGCAAAACUCGACGUCUGGGCGAACUGAGGCGCGACUGGACAGAGGGCGACGUGAGACUGCUGCGUUUGGCGAGGACUCGCUUUGAGCGGCCCUUUCAGCCUUUUCCCCAGGCUCCGGCCGGGGACACACCAAAGACCUGGCGAAGUCUGGAGACACGAGAAAAGAAACCAGGGCGAAGGGAGGGUGGAGACGCGAUUCCAGCGCUCGAUCGAGCCCAGCAACUUGCCAGCCGCGCCGUGGAGAGCAGGAAGCCGGAGCGGCGCUGCGGCAGACCCACGGAGCCAACAGUGCGGCUCUCCUUCUCGCACCAGGAGCAGGAAAAUCGUGAGCUGCAGGACGGAUGCCGGCGCGCCUAGGCCCCGAAGACCACACGACACGCGCGCGCCCUUCCCGGUUCUGCUCGCUCGGGCCCGGCACGAACCUUUCCUUCCCCGUGCGCCUCCGGCAGCGCGUCUUCCUCCAGCCCCUCCGCGUAAGCACCUUGAAGGUCUCUCCGCAGCGGGCGGCUCACCGCUGCACUCCACGUUUGUGUGUAUUGCGGGGCGGGGGAGGCGCCUGCUCUUUUCCUGGCAACGUGCGCCUUUCCCUUUGCUCCGCGCGGGCCUGUCUUGGCCCUUCACGCUGCGUUCUUCUCUGCGCUCCUGCUUGGUGUUGGGCAUCUGCGACUGAUCCAGGCAGUAGGAAAACGCGGGGAGCCAUCUCCCCCGUCGCCAGAAUCUUGAUCUGAAAAAUCUCCAUCAGUUCCCAUUCUUGGUAUUGAUUUGUCAGGGAAGUCCCGGGUACAAAUUCCAGGUACAAACACCCUACUCCUCGGGUGUUCUUUGGCGAGCCAUCAGUGAGCGGGGGUGCCAAUAAAUCCGUUCUUUUCUUCAUCUCUCCCCUCCUCAGUCCCGCGAUUGUCAACAUGGGGAUGGCAAUAUUUAUUUAUUCAUUGAUAGACCGUCACAAGAGCCACAUGGUUCCCUGGACGCUUUACACAUAAUUCCACCCCCUUUAAGGAUUACAACAAAACAAUGCAUACAAUGCGCUGCAAUGCUAUGCAUAUAUAGCGCGCAUAUGGCAGGGAGCAAACCCCAGUGAACCUCGCCUUCAAUUAAACACGCCAGGAUUUGCACUAUAAAAAGUGGUCUGCAGCUGCUCUGAGUUUCGACCUCUGGUUGCAGCCUUCCUGCCCAAAUUGUGCCUAUAAGCAAUGUUUUCUAUCUUGCAUAUCCUGGGCAAAGCCUGACCCUAAAUCCGGAUGGUCUUAAGUGAAAUUCAUUCGAACUGGACUGCUUCAAGGAGGGCUGGAUUAGCUUUUACCCCUACUAUUACCCGAAGAGCCUCCCCCACCAAGCCCUCGGUAAACGCGGCUUGCACCCGGGCGCAAGGCGAAAUGCCUUAUUCCCCAGAUGGAACGGUAGAGGCCAUCGAAGAGAGAGACCCGAGGCAUUUACGCGCGCGGUCUAAGCUGCAGGAAAGCCCUCGUAUUUCCAAGUAUAAUUAAGGAGCUUCAGAGGUGUCCCGCCGCCUGAGCCUGCCCCUGUUUGCCGAUAGCGCUGCGCCCGCGCGUCGGCUAGGAAAGGCGCACGGCUGCUCCCCGGGGGGGCUGCUCCUUGCCAAGCGCUGGCCCGAGAAUGAGUUCUCUCCCAGCCUUGCCGUUUGCAGGGGCUUUUGGAGGUGUGGUUGGAAAGCUGGAACGCAUACCGCUUUUAAGAUCGUUAUUAUCACUUUAACCAGUUGCAGGCGAGAGGGAUUCUUGCCUGGUCUGAGCGAGGCUCGGGUUUCCCUCCUCGCCUCUGCGCCGCGCUGGAGGAAGCGAUGGCGCUGCCGCUCUUGCAGCAGCAGUUAUAUUAAUGGUUAUCGUCCUGAGCAGCCCAUUAGCUUUUUCUGCUGCCCCACGGCCCCCUCUGGUUUGAGCACGGCCUUGUUGUCCCAGCCGCGCUGCGCACUGUUUAGACAAGGGAUUAAGGUAAUGGAUGGCGCCGGGAUCCAUGCGAACGAGGGGGGAGCCGAGCAGGAAGCCCGUUCUCUGAAGAUGGUAUCAGGCUCUUCGUGGGCCCUAAUAGCUCCACCGGCCCCGCGGGCAGGGGCGAGACCUGUCUCGGCCGCCGCGUUCUGCCACUAAUGGCCCCGAGCGCAGGCCCCGCUCGCAAACAAGCGAGCGCACCUAAUGCCCAGCGCAGCCGCUUUGAUCUGCUCCGGGAGACCUCGGCGGCUCGGUGAGGGUGCCGGGACAGCUCGCUGGGUGGCCCUAGAUAAGCCAUGAUUUCCUCAGCCCCCGUCCGUAAUCUGCGAAUAGAAGGCUCACAGCCUCGCCUGCCUUGCAGGACUGUAGUGAGGAUGGUCCCUAAGUUCCUUCCAGGAAUGGCGAUCCCCUGGGAAGCCAAGAUCCCCUUAAAUCGACAUGAUUUCCGUUAAAGUCACCUCGAAAUUCCCACAAAGGCUGCUAAAGGAUCGACAGAUUCUUGGCUGAUUUUCUGUGUACUUUCGCAGUGAUUUAAUCUAUCGAUGAAAUCUGCCUAAGGAGGCACAUCAUAACAGGAGGUACUUCUCGAGAAAAAGGUACUUUUUAAAAGCUUUUUAGAAGAAAAAGCAGAUUCCUCCCCAUUCUUGGAAAAUGACUUCUAUUGUCUGCGAUUUUCAUUCAGUGCUUAAAUGAAUAAAUUAACAAAAAUGCGA